Messenger RNA from Dermacentor silvarum, 3141 nucleotides. Its product is annotated as GRAM domain-containing protein 4. The transcript is spliced from 20 exons. Gene Ontology annotation, biological process: apoptotic process; negative regulation of toll-like receptor 9 signaling pathway. The record is from RefSeq and is a predicted model, not a curated record. NCBI's taxonomy places the organism in Eukaryota, Metazoa, Arthropoda, Arachnida, Ixodida, Ixodidae. The coding region runs from base 373 to 2373 and encodes 666 amino acids.
ACUGUACCUGCCAGCUCUCGAGCGCCGUCCGACGACCUUGCAGCCCAUUCCAGUCACGCCUUCUCCGUAUAGACACCUUUCUUUUUUUCGCGGCUCGCUUGCGUCAUGCGAGACGUCACAUUGGUCGCACGCAGUUCAUAAAACCGGCCGACAUCACUCCAGGGCUCCUCAGUACUGAAAGAGCCGCGAUUUCCUACGGAGUGGUGUCCGCCCGCCUCCGUGCACUGACGGAUUGACGAUAUACUUACUCCCCGACUUUUGGAAAGUCACGUGUGUGUGUGUGAAUUGUGCGCGUUUUAUACUGUCUACGGAAGACGAGACCCCCACCCCUCCCUCCGCGAAAGGAUUUUUGAGGGUUCCUUGUGUUUGCAUAUGCCUACGCCGCUGACGGCGUUGAGUGACACUUCAGCUGGUGUUGGACCGAGGACUGGCGAUAUGCCUACGGUGACGUCACAGCCCAAGAUCGAGCCGCCCCCGCGCAAGCGGAAGACUAGUCAAUAUCUUAAGGUGCCAUCGCUGCAAGUGCCGCUCAACAAGUCCAUGAAGAACCUGUCGUGUCCCGACCUGACCAAGCUGGCGCUACAGAAUGGCGGGGCCUCGGAGGAAGACCUGCAGAGGGCGCCCAGUCUGGGCGACUCCAUCGGAGACACCAUGUCCCUACACUCGGAACAGUGUACGGAAGACGAGCUGCAGUUUGCCUUCAAGAACCACAACCUCUUGGGGACCGACAGAUACGGCGAAGACAGCGACUCCUCUGACUGCAGUCACCUGGAGAUGAUGCCCGGCACUCCCCGAAACAUCCUGACUCCGCGAACUAUGCUGCGUCACGCCGACGUCACGGACACGCGUGCGCCUUUCCUGGUUUCAGAUGACGACGCCUUGCAUAGCCAGAGUGACAAGUCCUCUCAAAAUGAUUCGAGUUCACCGAAGCUCAUGAUGAAGCGACCGGCUCCUCGACAGAGGCGAAAGGCUCCGGCACCCCAGAGCCCCCUGGCCCAAAACAGCGCAAACAGGAUUCCAAGCAUCAAAGUCACCUGUGAGACGCCGGCGCUGCGGUCAUCCCCUGCGGAGAAGUCCAAUGCCUCCGACUGGAUGACGGUUCAGCUGACCCAUCUGAAGCGCUUGUUCGCCGAGCUGCAGGACGACUUCUCCGAGUGGCACCCCGUCGAGAUUCCAGACCAGCCACCCAAGGAGAACGACGAGUCCUUCUCGCUCAAAUACACCAAGGACACCCUGUUUCGAUUCGCCUGUGUGGACUGUUCGUUGCGGGCAGUGCAGCAUGAGUGCACGAAGCUUCUCCAGUGGAAAUCGCCACUGCAGACGCUCCUCGUCGUUGCGGCCAUUCUUCACGGACUCUGGAACGACUGCCUGCUGACUCUCGUCUUUAUCGGAGUCGCGUUGGGGCUCGUUAAGAACUACAUGAGCAUGAAAGGCUUCCUCGGCUCAACCACAGACGACUUUUUCACGACCGAUCACAAAAAGCUUGGCAUCGGCAUGGGAAUCGACAAGGUGCCGGCGAUCAUGUCUCUCAACAUGAAAAUAGCGAAAACAUUUCACGUGCUAUCGGACGCUUUUGACAAAGGACUAAGCUUGUGGACUUGGAGGAAGCCGGCGGUGACGGCCAAAGUAUUGGGCAUCCUCGGCGUGUUAGCCCUGUACUCGAUGAUCCGGCCCACGGCGGAAGUCAUCAAAGUGCUCGGUAAGCGCCCUGGUUCUAAGGCCUUUGUCCUGGACUAUGUGUUUGUGCGGUUCCCGCGAGUGCGCGCAAAGUACGACUUGGCGUGGAUCCUGUGGAACGAGCUGCCCACCGGACCCGAGAUCGAGAAGCAGGCGCGCAUGAACAAGAAGAAGGAGAAGCUCGCCAAAAAGAAGUCCGACCCGCCGCUCAUAAUGAUCAACAACAACGCGAGCGAAAGCCGGUCCCAAUCUCCGGUCUCCUUCCGCGGGGAUGACAUCGACGAAGUUCUCAGCAGCAUCUUCAAUAUUCCCACUUCGGAGAUGUGCCUGCCAGGCUGGGAACAAGGCAGAAAGUGCACGCUGAUCAAGAAGGAACGUUCACUCACCUCUGCAUUCCGCAACGGUCGCCUCUACUUGACAGACCACUACCUGCUUUUCUUGCGGUACAAAGCCCAGCAUCCCAAGAAUCUCACCAUCCACCUCUCGGAAAUUUCCAAGCUCGAAAAGGGAAAGACGGCAUCGUGGAUAUCCGGCGAUGGAACGUCCCUCAUCGUGACCAUGAAGAACGGCGAAGUGUACACUUUUGGCACCGUCGCAAACCGAGAGGAAACCUUCAACAGCAUUGUGGAGCAAGGAAUGCAGAACAACUGCAAGUGGGCAUCCAUAGCCGACCUCCUACAAUCUAAGACCAGCUAAUCAAACUCACCGCUCGAGGCCUUGUGCAUACACUCCACAUUCCACGCGCAAAUCAUUUGUACAUAUGGCCAUUGUCAUAGUCAAACUCUGUGGCGCCACCUAUACGUCUCAAAUGAUUUCUUGCCUGUGCAGAGUUGUGUUUGUAGUUUUCCUAGUCAGUUGCUGUAAAUAGCCAUGAAUGUUGUGUCGACGAGAGUCCGACACCAUGUAAUGAGCCAACAAAGAGAUUAUACAAUGUACAUAGUAAAUGAGAAGCUCAGUCCUGGCGACAACUAUACAAACAUGCCAGGCUAGGCUCUCCGAAUGCUUAAGACCUUUGCUUGCCUAUGCAAAGGAAUCUGCAAGCAUCCCACGAUUUGAGUUGUUGCGCACUGUUUCUCACAUGUGUUUCACAGCCGACAACAAAGACUGAAAACAUUGGCAGGAAAUAUCCAAGAAGACAUUUCCGAAGAUUCCCAGUGCAACCAUGCUUGGUAUUGCACUGACUUGCCUUUUAAACAACAGCUUAAAGUGUGUUAGUCAUCAGUAUUCAGUCUACAGCCAAUGUGUCCUUACGAUAGUGACCAAUUCACCACAAGACAGUGUGAGCACAUGCGACGUGUGAUAAGUGAGCAGCAUGUUCACCUCUUCGUUUACAACAAAAAAAUGGGCAUAUGUUUUGAAGCUAUUUUAUGAGGAAGACACCUUUACCUCAGUUGUUGAACAUUGAGUCAUUUAUUUUCUGCUGUUGCUCUUUCAUAAUUCAACACAAUAAACUUGUAUAUCAAA